This is a messenger RNA of Phasianus colchicus (ring-necked pheasant), 7755 nucleotides long. RefSeq names its product BTB domain containing 7 (gene BTBD7). Gene Ontology annotation, molecular function: protein binding. Lineage: Eukaryota; Metazoa; Chordata; Aves; Galliformes; Phasianidae. Gene Ontology annotation, biological process: morphogenesis of a branching epithelium. The record is from RefSeq and is a predicted model, not a curated record.
GCUCCCCCUGCCCGGCCGAGGCAGGGGCUCUGAAUCAAAAUGGCGGCGGCCGGAGCGGGGCCGGGAGGGAGCGGGCGGCGCUGAGCGGGGAGGAUGGCGGCCGCGAACGGCUGCCGGAGAAAUGGAGGAACAAAAUGCUGGAUCUGGGACUGAGGACUUAUAAAGGAUUAUGGGAUUAUACAUUGAAGAGCCAGCAGGCGGAAUGCCUGAGUGACUGAAGAAAAUGGGUGCUAAUGCAUCUAACUACCCUCACUCAUGUUCCCCAAGAGUAGGGGGAAAUUCACAGGCGCAACAGACAUUCAUAGGAACAUCAUCCUAUUCUCAUCAAGGUUAUGGCUGUGAAUCAAAGCUCUAUAGCCUUGACCAUGGCCACGAGAAACCUCAAGACAAGAAAAAGAAAACCUCUGGCCUUGCCACCCUCAAAAAGAAAUUCAUUAAGCGUCGGAAAUCCAGCCGAUCUGCUGAUCAUGCUAAGCAGAUGAGAGAGCUCCUCUCAGGCUGGGAUGUCAGAGAUGUUAAUGCAUUAGUAGAAGAAUACGAAGGGACGUCAGCCUUAAAGGAACUUUACCUACAAGCUAAUUUGGCAAGACCUGAAGCCAGGACGCUACAAAAAGACAUGGCUGAACUUUAUCAGUACAAAUAUUGCACCGAUGUAGACUUAAUAUUUCAAGAAACUUGUUUUCCUGUGCAUCGUGCAAUAUUAGCAGCAAGAUGUCCGUUUUUUAAGACACUGCUUUCUUCCUCACCAGAAUACGGGGCAGAAAUAAUAAUGGACAUUAACACAGCUGGCAUAGAUAUGCCUAUGUUUUCAGCUUUGUUACACUACCUUUACACAGGAGAGUUUGGCAUGGAGGAUUCAAGAUUCCAGAACGUUGAUAUUCUUGUGCAGCUUAGUGAAGAGUUUGGAACACCAAAUUCAUUAGAUGUUGACAUGCGUGCGCUGUUUGAUUACAUGUGCUAUUAUGAUGUGGUUCUUAGCUUUUCCUCCAACUCUGACUUAGUUGAAACUUUUGGUGGAAGUCAGAACUGUCUAGAAGAAGAGCUCAGAGCUCACAAAGCUAUUAUUUCAUCACGAUCGCCGUUUUUUCGUCAUUUGCUGCAGAGGAGAAUACGGACUGGUGAAGAAAUCACAGACCGAACUCUACGAACUCCAACUAGAAUUAUAUUGGAUGAAUCUAUCAUACCAAAAAAAUAUGCUAAGGUCAUCUUGAACUGUAUGUAUACAGAUGUGGUGGACCUCUCAGUUUUGCACUCAAGCCCUUCAGUGGGCAGCUUAAGUGAAGUUCAGGCUCUUGUUGCAGGAAAACUAAACAUGACUAGGGCUGAAGAAGCUAUGGAGCUUUACCACAUAGCACUGUUCUUGGAGUUUAACAUGCUUGCACAAGGCUGUGAAGAUAUUAUUGCUGAGAGCAUCUCUCUAGACACCUUAAUUGCCAUUUUGAAGUGGAGUUCUCAGCCAUACGGUUCGAAGUGGGUUCAUCGUCAAGCACUGCAUUUCCUCUGUGAGGAGUUUACCCAGGUCAUGACUUCAGAUGUCUUCUAUGAACUAAGCAAGGACCACCUGCUUACAGCUAUUCAGUCUGACUAUUUACAGGCAAGCGAACAAGAUAUUCUAAAAUAUCUCAUUAAAUGGGGAGAACACCAGUUGAUGAAGAGAAUAGCAGACCGAGAGCCUAAUUUACUGAGUGGUACUGCUCACAGUGUGAACAAAAGAGGCGUGAAGAGGAGAGAUCUUGACAUUGAGGAGCUGAGAGAGAUCCUGUCUCCGCUUUUACCUUUUGUCCGCAUAGAGCACGUCUUACCUAUGAGUAGUGAAGUACUGAGUGAUGCAAUGAAGAGAGGCCUGAUUAGUACUCCUCCUUCAGACAUGCUACCAACAUCAGAAGGUGGAAAGUCGAAUGCCUGGCUGCGACAAAAAAAUGCUGGAAUAUAUGUGCGGCCGAGAUUGUUCUCACCGUAUGUGGAGGAGGCUAAGAUCUUGAUGAAAUUCCACCGGAAACAAAGCAGCGUUCUGAGGGAAACCUCCCUGGUUUCCAGCCAGUUUGCCGGCCCAGCUCCUCGGCAGCCCACCUGGCAGGCGGAUGGCAAGUCAGUACUGGAUGAGAUGAUGGUGGAACAAACUGAUCUCGUUCGUUUGCGGAUGGUCCGAAUGUCCAAUGUGCCAGACACCCUUUACAUGGUAAACAACGCCGUGCCGCAGUGCUGUCAUAUGAUUACCCACCAGCAAGUUAGUACUAACCAGUCCAGUCCUCCUUCAGUCAUAGCCAAUGAAAUCCCAGUUCCCAAUCUGCUUGUUGUAAAGGAGAUGAUCAAACGACUGCAGGAGCUUCGUCAUACUGAGCAGGUGCAGAGAGCUUAUGCUCUCAAUUGUGGAGAGGGUGCCACAGUCAGUUAUGAGAUUCAGAUUCGUGUGUUGCGGGAAUUUGGACUUUCUGAUGCUGCUGCUGAACUUCUGCAGAAUCCUCACAAAUUCUUUCCUGAUGAGAGGUUUGGGGACGAAAGCCCACUCCUGACUAUGAGACAGUCUGGACGAUGUCGUGUGAACAGUACUCCCACUGCAGAAACCCUGUUUACAGAACUGGACUCUUUUGUGGCCUUCCAUCCACCGUUGCCCCCUCCUCCACCUCCAUACCACCCACCAGCAACUCCUAUUCACAACCAGUUCAAAGUGGGCUGGAAACAAAGGGUGCCAAGUCAACAUCCCUCCCGGUCCUUUUCUUACCCAUGUAACCAUUCACUGUUCCAUUCCCGAACGGCUCCCAAAGCUGCACCUCCUGUCUACUUGCCGAGUGUGAAGGGAGCCCCUCCUGAUUGCACUAACACUACAGGCCUGGGGAGACAAACUGUGGCUGCAGCAGCAGCGGUGAUGGCAGCCGAGAAGCAAGCAUGCACUCAGCCCUUGCUAAAUGAACUGAUGCCAGAUAUUGCAAUGGGGGUUUCAGCCAUGUCUUUAAAAGACAGAAGACUGCCAGAGCUGACUGUCGAUACAGAGCUAAGCCAGACGGUUACAGAGGUAGGGCCUGGUCCACCCCAGCACAUUUCAUGUAUUCAGAGCAGACACAUGCCUACUUCUCGAAAGAAACAUGCAAUAGAGCAAAAAAUAGAUGCUCGAGAAAAUCAGCAGGAAUAUCCUGACUUCUAUGACUUCUCUAAUGCUGCGUGCAGACCUUCCACUCCAGCACCAAACAGGCACAGUCCUUUGCCUUCACAAGGCAUAUAUUAUGGCCCAGAUUUGUAUAGCCACAAUAAGGCAUCACCGAGUGGCUUAAAGCCAGCUUAUCUACCUUCCCAGAUAUCUCCUAAAAAGCAAGAGGAUUCUAGGAGGGAAUACCUGAUCUCCCAAGAUGGGCAUCAACACAGACAAAAGAAUGAGCCAAUACACCUCGAUGUCUUAGAACAACCUCCCCAGCGACUGGACUUGGCGUUGGCUACCCAGGAAAAUGCUGGUAAUGGGCCAGUUCACAUCAGGGGAAGAACAAAAAUGGAAACUGACUUAACCUAUGGGCUAACCUCCAACAGACCUUCUCACUCUGCAUACAGCUCUGAAAUGCAAGAAGAGAGAGUCAAUAGGAGAAUGGCAGAUGAUGAGCCAUUGGAACAUGGAACACAGAGAAGUGCGGAUUUGGAAAGGGAAGAUGCAGUGAGCAGAGGAAGGAGGUCUCCAAAUAAACCAGACUUCCUGUAUAAAAAAUCUGCCCUAUGAAAGCAACCUCCACUAUUUCUCUGUGCCUAAGAGUUGUAAACUUCCCAUUCUUUGCAACUUUUGGCCUGACUUCUGUCAGACAAAUUCAUUCAUGCCAGCAGAUAAAUUCACUUUCAUCCUUUUAUUUUGUACAUACAUUGCUUUACUACAGAUGGCAUGCUAUCAGAUUUAAUGCUGCUUCUGGUUUUAUUUUGUGGGAAACCAUUUUUUUCUUAGCAAAUUUAAUUAAGCCUUUAAAAAAAAAAAAAACUGGUACCUUUUUCUACAACCUGGUAGCCUUUUGCACCUGUACAUCUAUUUUAGUGUAUUAGUUUUGUACUAAUCUGUUAAACUUUAUUGUCACAUUUAAAGGACUGUAUUUUUCAUACUUUUUGCAUUUUCCCUUUCACCUGCCGCUUCCCUAUGUGCACUGAGCUGCACAUUAUGAAAUGUAUUUUCUUAUGAGAUAGCAACAAUGUGUUUAUUUUUUAAUUAUAGGAAUUCCAAAGAACAGCACAUCAAAACACUACAUUUUCAGUUAAAUUUUUUUCUUUAGAUCUGAAAUCUUCCUGAUUUUUAUGACUACAGCAAGAAUCCAGUCUAAUGUUUUGUUUGAAAGGUUCUGGCAGCUGGUCUUAUUUACCUUACAGCAAGUUCACCCCAAGAACUAUACAUGAGAUUUCAGGUGUCCAAGGUGAUAUUUAGGAGUCUAAAUACCAGUAAAAUUCACCAGGAUCUGAUUCUGUUUUCUUUGUGGUUCACACUUAACUGCAGAGAAUUUGAUGAUCAGCCAAAAACACUUAUUAGCCAGACUAGAGUUGUUUAUUUGACCACACAGAAAUGAAUCUAGAAAUACUGUAAAAGGGAGAGUAAUAACUUGUUCUUCCAGCUGCCCCCUACCUGAGAGUAAGUGAAGAGAGGAGUUGAGGAUUCACACUAACUCCUGGUGUGCCAGUAAGUCAAGGCAUAGUAUCCUGUGCUGUUGCCUGAAUAGUAACUCUCCAGUUGAGAGGGUUCUCUCUCCACCAGAGGUGCUGAGGUGACUGCUCAUUGCCUUGCUUUCUCCUGCCUAUGGUUUAAAAAAGGGCUUCACUCUUAGAGACGUUUUUCAGUGUUCCUUAUCUGAUCUGAAGUAUUGCUGACUUGUAAUUGCCACUGUUCUGUGAAAAAAAUCAUAGUGAAGAGUAACUAUUCCAGCAUUGUGUGUGAAGUUUUAGCACUCUUAAAUUACAUUUCUUAUCCCCUUACCUUACUUUUUUUUAAAGAACAGAAAUGAGAUUCAUCUCAUACUAUCAUAUAAAGAAGGAAGGAUUUGGGGCUGGCUCCCUCCUACUGGAUUGAGAUUCACCAAUGCAACUGUGUGACAGUUGUAGUUCAGUGUAUUCUCCUUAGUACUUACUGUUUAAUUCUUACCAUGGCUUCAUUACACGUAAGGUAGGGAUCUGGUGCCAUUGCAGUGUAAUGAUUACUGGUAAAGACCUGAUUGGUGUGAGGUUUUUUAAUUUUAUUUAUAUUUUUAAUGCAUCUUCUAUUGUGAGGAAUUUCCCAUUAGCUGAAAACAUUAAUCUGAAGUAUCACCUAAUAACUACAUCAAGAUUAAUCAAAGUUAGGCUGUUUCCUGCCUAACCAACUCAAAAUGCUUAAUACUAUUCAGAGAAAUCUUGUAGCAGACUUACUUUUAACUGAUGGCAGUUUUUCUUACACAUCUUUGUUUUAUUACAGCUUGAAAGGCUUGCUAGCCACAAACAAUUUUACUGAAAUAUGUUAAAUAUUGCAUUCCAGAAUUACCAGAUAGCUUAUAAAGAACUGAAGACGUGGGGUUUUGAGCCAAUAAAUCCUAAUGCCUCCUCUAUAUGUAUGCCUUCUGCUUCUAUGAAAGCUCUGCAGAUGCUCUUUUUGAGGCACAGCCCUGAAAGGCACAGUGUAGGGUUGGAGGAGAAACAUAGCUGAACUGUGCAGGUUUUGUGGGUGAGGGAAGAUGUUUUUUUCCUUCAUUAGCCUCUUUUAAACCAUUUUUUUAACCACAGUUGAAAUGAGUGCUGACCUCAUCAACAGUGCACAUUACCUCUGUGGGGCUGCCGUGUAGAAUACUGUUAAAUGUCAGGAGGUGCUGGGGGAGCAGUGCUCCUGUGGUUAAGGACUGAGGCUCACUGGAUUUAUUCUGAAGACUGAGCACAGUGCUGUCUUACUUUGUAGCUCUAACCAGACACUUUGGUCUCAUGCUUGUGAGCACUAAAGCAUUAACUUUCAUCACAGAACCUGAAACUCACUGCAUGUGCAUUAUACACGUGUUGUAUCUUGACUGCUAAAACAUCCUAGUAAGUUUUCUGAGGACAGCUGUCCUGAAUAACUUACUUUCACCUAGAAUUCAUAAAUACACUUUUGUAAGAAACUACUUUGAUCCACAGUAGUUUGUGGCACUGUGUGCCUGAGCUGAGGAGAGGCUGAAAUCUAGACUUAACUUCUGAGCUUGAAAUCUGUGGGUGCAUGGCUGAUACAGACUGAGAAGUUUUGAGGCUACGAUGUGAGGGAAGUAAUAGAUUAGUUUGGCUUUGGAAUCAGCUGCGAGAAAUGCCUUUCUGGAAUGGAGGACAGCUCUACAUUUUAAAAUACAGAACUGCUUCUGAAGUCUCAGAAGCUGAGCAGUAUUAAGGAGAGAAUGAAGUAUUUAAAAGAAGGUGCAGAAGAAAAGGCGAGUCCUUUUGAGGCCAAAAAGACAAUCAGGCCAAAAAGACAAUCUGUUUUCACUUGUAUAUUUUGAGUUAGGAAGAUGGUAGCAGCUAAUGGUGGCUGUUCUUAAGUUGAAAAGAAGGAUUUGUCCAAUUACUGGAAUUGUGUUUUUGUAGUCCAGGGUGGAGUUUCCUACCUAGUUGGUUUGGGGGGGGAGGGAGGGGAGCAGACCAUCUUUAUUCUUCUUCAUGGAAGCACCAAUCAGAAGCUCGUUUUCCUGUAUUUUACUCACAGAACACGCACACCUAUGCUACCUGCUUCUUGUUGUUCUCUUUCUACUGAAACUUUGGUGCAAAAGCUCCUUGUUUACAUGAAGCACUUUCUGAUUAGGCUGGAAAUUAACAUGUUUUCCUCCUACAAAUCUGAUGGAGAUUGUGGAUUAGUGACUAUACAUUGCUUUAGGAUAAGGGUAUGAACAUUAAGCUUUCUUAGAUGAGGAUGAUUUGUGUUCCUUAUUCUACUAAACAGAGAGCUCGGACUUUCAUGUAGUGAGCAACAUGCAAAAACUUCUUUCCACUUUCCCUGACCCCUUCCUCUUUUCCUUAAUAUAUGGACAAAUAACUUAAUUCCUGAAACAGAUUCUUCCUUUGAGAUGUUUUAUUGUUACCGUAGUUGUGUGUUAAUAACUGCUGUGUUGAUGGGCAGUUUCUUGUUAUAUUUUUCAUUUCUGAAAGCUAAGGCUGUGGCCACCCUUACUUGUAAGCCUUGGUUUUGGGUCCCAGAACAUCCCAAACGUUUGUCUUUAUGCGUUUCUUUGAUUUGGGGUUUUCUGAAAGCAUACACGUGCUGUUUGAGGCACUGUUAUUUCUUCUAAUAAUUAUAUGCUUCUAUGGUAGAGGUGGUGCUGGGCUCUGCUAAAAGCAGGGGACAGCUGAGAUAAAACUGUAAAACCAUAUUUGGGUUUUCUGUGAUUCUCUGUAUUCCGGGAGGCAGCCUUUGCCUUCUGCAGCGUCACAGUUCUGUUUCUUGUCCUUGUGUUGUUACUGGUAUAAAGUCAAGUGCCUUCAAUGCUAAAGGCUCAGAAAAACUUUCUUAAACUGACUUCAUGUCCUAUGCAAGUGUUUUUUUCUACAACCUGCAUAACCAGUACUUUGUAAAACUUGUUUACGCUUCAAUUGUACAUAGUGUUUUUUAAGAAAAAAUAGUAUUUUUAUUUAGGUACCUCCAAACUUGAAUUCUAGUCUUGUGUGAUACAUUGUAAAACAAUACAUUUCUCUUUUGAGUACCAUUACAGUUGUAAAAAGGUUUUCACUGGUUCUAUUUUUCUACUGUUGCUGAGAAGCAUGUAACACUGACUUUAUCCUACGUAUAGUUGGCAUUUCAAAUAAAUGGCUUGUAUAGAA